GGUGUUCGCCGGGGAUGAUCGUUCGGUUGCUCGGUCUGAGCGAUCAGUUGCUUUUGAAUCGAGUUGGAGUGCAAACGUCUCAAGCGGAAUCUCAAGUUGUAGCGCUAAACGCAGCGAACGGAGUGCGAUCUGUAUCUGUAUCUCUGUGGCUCCAUCGCUGGAGAAUAUACAAAGUUGAACCAAGUUUGCCACCACGUUUGCCUCUGGCCGAAACACAUCCCGAAUCGAAUCCAAAUAUCUGUAAUUUGCAUAAGGCGUAAACCAAGACGCGCUCUGUCUCCUCUGUCAGUUGUAACCCACUUUCUAAACGACCCAACAACGGCCAAACAAAAAUAACAAGCAAACAAACAAAAUAUAGGAGAAUAAUACUGCGACCGAUAUUCAGCAACAACGAAACCAAUUAACAAGCAAAUAAUGCCGAGGAAAUAACACAACGUGCAAGUGAUUCAUGGGAAUUCAAGUUUUUUUCUACCAAGUGAAGUAGUGCCCUGUCCCCUCAAGAAAAAAAUCAAAUCGUAAACGAAAUCGAAACAUAGCUGAAAACGCCUCAAACAAAAAGUUGACUGAAAACGCAUUCGCGAUAACGAUACCUUGGAACGCCCCCGACCAACUGUGGAAACCGCAGCAGCAGCAGCAGCAGCUUCAUCAUCUCCAUCUUCUCAGCCAGCAAAUACGGAUUGCAAACAACCCGGAUUGUAAAAAUCCAAAUUAGAAGCUGAGGAAAACCACACGAAGGAGCCAAAGUUCAAGCAGAAUAUGGCCUAAGGCUGUUCGUCGACAACGAGCAACGAGAAGCCUCCACGAUGUCGUCCUCCAUCUGUGCGCACUUCACCCAGAAUGCCUGGAAGAAGGACCUCUGUUCGAACUGCUUCAAAUCCAAGGACGAGCAUAAGGCAGCCGCCGCAGCAGCCGCCUCCAAGUCCGGUGGCAGUAGCCACAAGGCUGAGAGUCAAGUGAAGACAGAUUAUCCCAACAAACACAAGACGCCGGCCAAGAGCAUCAUCAAGAAGGCCUUUGGCGUGAGACUGACCAGCUCCAGCUCAGGCUCCGGCUCCAGCUCCAGCUCAAGCAAGUCUGGGAGCUCCAAGACUGGCAAGGUGUGCUUUCCCAAGCAGCUGCACGAGAUCAUUGGCUAUGGGGGCGAGUGGUCAGACGAUGAUGACGACGACGAUGAUCACGAUUUUAUGAACCUGGGCAAUGAGCACGACGACAUGGCCAUCACGGAGACGGAUGAUGAGGAGACAGUGGAACUCAAGAGGAUCACUCGGGCCAACACUGACUUCAACAUGAACAAUGGCAACCUGCUGGGUGAUGCCGAGGACAAUAUCAAAAAGUCCUUUGCUGCUCUAAAGCUGGGGGCUCCGCAGGUGGACAAGGAGGGCAAGAAGCAAACCCUCACGAUCAAUGUGAUGCCCUUCGGGGAGCCCCUAGGAAAGAGUGCUGCCUCCACUGCUGCUAAGAGUACCAGCGCCACAGCAGUCACUUCCUCUGCAGGAGCAACGCCAGCCAAGGCCAAGCUUGCUACCGUGACCACAACCGCCAUCAAGAGCAGCAGCAGCACCACCACCACCAGUACAGGAACAGCCAGUGUCACCAAAAAAGUGACUACCACCUUGACGCCCACGCUGACCAUGACCAAGAGCAGCAAAACCACAGUAGCAGCCAGCACAGUGGCCACAACCACAUCCUCGCGAGAUGGCAAGGACAGUCCACCCAUUGAGCGGGCCAUGGAGAAGUCCCUGCUGGACGAGAUCUCCGAGACACUAGAGCAGAACCACAAGCAGAGCGAGACCGGAACCACUAGCGGAGCCUCUGCCAGCGGAAGUGGAGGCGUUAGCAGCCACGUUACCGGCACCAGCAACAAAAUCAAGUUUGAGCUGAGUGCCCUGAGUGACGCGCCGAAGCCAUUUCUUGACCUUAAGAAGCCCAUCGCACGGAAUGCACCCAUCACCCGGGACCAGACCAAACCCAAGGUGAACGUGUGCCACAAGUACUCGGACACUGACAGCAACUGCUCGGACACGGAGAACGGGGUGUCCGCCUACUACGACGUGGUGGAGACUCAGCUGAGCUACGAGAACCUGCCCGACGGCAAGUACUCGGAGCAGGUGGGCGUGGCCACUGCCGCCCAGACGGAUGCCUCUGGGAACUCGCACUACUCCAGCUCGCAGUACAUCACGGACAUGCUGCUCAGCUCGAAGACGCGGGCAGCCAGCUACAACCUGCACGAGGGCAACUUCAUGACCAGCAAGAUCACCUCCGAUGGCCUGAUCGUGACCAAGUGCAGCUCGGAUGAUGCUCUCGACUCCACGGGCAGCAGCUUUGAUGGGAGCUCCGACGAGGAGAAUGCCUACAACAUGAUCCGCAGCGAGUCGGACUCGGGGAUCGGCAUCAGCUUGGGCAGUGAGUACAAGAACCUGGGCGCAGCCAAGGGAGCGGCUAACCAGCAGCUUCUGGUGGAGAAGAAACUCAGUGCGAGCACCAACAACUCGGACUACGAGGACAUCCAAGUGGGAGAUCAGGCGGGGGCCAAGCCGGCAGUCAAAAGUCGAGAGCUCCACGGUGAGCCCGAUGGCAGCGCCGAUCCGGACAACAGCCUGGAGCUGAAGCAGCAGCAGAAGGAGCAGCCAGAGCAGCAGGUGCUACCCGCCUUGCCCAAGUCACCGCCGCCGCCAAUGAAAAUCGAUGCCCGGCCCUCGUUCUUGCAUGGCCUCAAGAAGCCAGAGCUACCAGUGAAGCCACUGGUGACCAACAGCAGCAAUUCCAGCUCCGUCUCCGGCACCAACUCCAGUAACCACUCGCCGCUGAAGAGCUUUCUGGGCAAGCGACAGCCCAGUUGCGCCGAGCAGCAGUUCAUCAGCCAGCUGCAGUCGGCCAUCUCCAAGUCCAGCGAGAGUCUGCUCUUGGCCAAAGAGAGUCUAGCCGCUGACGAGGCCAAGCUGAAAAAGGGCAAGGCCCCGAAUCCGCCGCCGGAGCCGAAGCUGAGCGCUCCGCCCACGCCGGAGCGGGACUACAGUCUGGUAGUUGAGUUCGAGCAGGCUACGAAAGCGGCCGCAAAGCCAGCGGAAAAGACCACGUCACCGGGCUCGAGUGAUUCACCAUCCGGAGAUAAAUCAGCACCCGUUGGAGCUGCUCCAGGAGCAGUCUCAGGAUCUGCCACAGUGACAGGCUCACCUUCUGCCAACAAUAGCAGUCUGUACACCAGGAAAGCCGCCCUCCCGGCGGCCGGAGCAGCACCGGUCAUCCGGGAGAAGGACAAGCGAGAGCGGGCCGUGAUCAAUCCCAAAUUCCGCAGCCUCAACACCUUCGUGAUGCAGCGUGCCAAUGCCGCCAAGCAGCUGCAGCUGCAGUCUGCCAGCUCGGUGCUGAGCUUGAAGCAACCGAUGACGCCAGAGCCAACGCCCCGUAAUCAGCGUCACCUGUCCAUGUCGGAGGAGUGCCUGGCCGCAGCUGGUCUCGACAAGAAGUCGUCGUCGCCCUCGGCCUCGCCGCCGCAGAAGCAAAAGUCUAAAUUCUCCAUCAAGAAGUUUUUGCGCAUGGGCAGCAACAGUGGCAGUGGCGCCAAGUCCGGAGAAUCUCUUAACAAGAAAGAGUCGAGUAUUUACACGGAAAUCUGCACUGGCACGGAGGAGGGCAGUGCCUCUGGCAAGCCUCGCCUGGUGAUUAUCCAUCCCAUUGACAUCAAUCCCACAGCCGUGGAGGUGGUGAAGGACAUCACCAAGACUAGUGACUCUGUGUCGGCUCAGACCGUGGCCGUGGUCACAGCGAAGCCACCAGCUCCGCCGCUACGCUCCAGUGCCAGCGAGGGACAGCGCGCCCAUGAGGCCAACAAACCGGCGCGUCCUCCGCCGCCCAAGAGUGCCGAGCUGCGGCGCAAGCAGAAGACGGAACUGACGGCCACAUUGAGUGCCAGCAGCGUGGAGUCCACAGUCCUGGCUUCGGGCAAUGGUUCCGGAUCCGUCAAGCUGAAGGCCGACAAUGUCUAUGCCAAUUUGGGAGAAAUCCGCUCCUCAAUCGCCCCGCGCAAGCCGGAGCGCACUGCCAGCAUGCGGGAGCGUGAGGCUCAGCUGGAACUGGUGCGCAAGCGCGGUGUCCUUACCGACACUAUCUCCAUUUGCUCGUCAAACGGUGAGAAUGUAGCUACGGAUCAGGGCAAGGAAUUGUCUAAGCCAACUGCCACCGGCUCUGGACUCCAGCCAGAAGCUUCUGGAAAGUCCGCAUCUUCGGCCAACAGCCGGACCAGCACCUUUGAGCGGACCAUGCCGCAAAAGAAGAGCGAGCCGAAGAUGUCCAUUUCCAGCAAACUGGAGAUCUUUGAGCAGCGUUCGAACUCUGGAGAUGCCACGGACACAGCCCAGAGGAGCAGCCUGAAGGAUUCAGUGCGCAAGAUCAACAGCACCAUUGAUAGUUACCUGAAGGACAAGCGCGACUAUGAAAAUAUGUACGAGUUUGUGAAGAUGGGUUCGCCGCCGCCGACCACGGCUAAUGGCCCAGCCACGCCCACUUCUGCCUCCACUUCAACGCCUCCGCCGCCGCCAACGCGCAGCAAUCUAGAUCUGGCUUCCGUGGCUGGUCAGAGAUUAACCCAGGCCACGAGGCGCAAUAUCAACAACAACAACAUCUACUCAGACACGGCCUCCAUUGCCAGCUAUACGCGCAGCGAAUAUGGUCCAGUGCGGAACUAUGGAUUGAACAAUAGUUUGGCGAACAUUCCACGCAUCAUCUCCGCCUCGUAUGCCGGCAGUGAGGUGGGCGAGUUCGACAUCUAUGCUCCGUAUAGCUAUUACGGCAGCGAGGCAGGCGGCGAUGUGGCAACGGACAUCAACGACAGCGUCUGGGGCAUGCCACAGGGCAAUAAGAACCGCAGCAAGGCCACGAAUCGUUUGCGCAUGCGCAAGGGACGCAGUGUCGUGCACAAGACCAUCGAGGACAACUACACCGCCGUGGUGGUGGCCAAUCACGAGGCCCUAGCCCAAGUGCUCGAUCAGCUCCAGCAAACUCCCGUGGUGCCAACAGCCCUGCGUCCUCUGGCCAAUGCCAUCAACUUGCGCUACGAGGACUUCUCCAUACUGGAGGGCGCCCAGGCCUUUGUGGUGGGCAAGAAGGCCUUCCAUGCAGCACUGUGGAGCUCAUCGCCGGUGACCCUGGCCCUGUCCGCCGACUGUAACCAGUUGGGCGGCGUGGGUGGCGAGCUGAGCCAGCUGACCGGCGGAGUAAGUGAUGUGCUCAAUCCAGUGACCGAGUUCUGCGAUUUGGUGCCCAGCUACCAGCUGCCACUGAUGCCCUCCACCGAGGUGACCCUGUUGCAGGCCACCAUCUCGGUGCUGCCCAGACUGCAGCUGGAGACACUGCAGUCGAUCGGAGCAAUACUCAAGGGCAAGUCGCAGGUGCUGGACAAGAGCAACUUCAACUUCCGCGGCUCCAUUCCCAAUCUCAGUGGCCUGAAGGAUGGUAAUGGCUCGAGCGCCGGAAAUCUACGGAACGUGGUCUCCGUACAGAAUCUGAGCACCCUGAACGAGGAAUCGCCGAGCAUUACAGGCUCUGGAGAGGAUGGUUGCAGCAAUGCCAAUGCCAUGCCCGCAUUCGAUGAUGUAAUGACGCGGGAGGUGGCCUUCAUAAUGCUGCAGCUGGUCAAUGGAAUGAAGAACCUGCAGGCCAAGGCGAUCGAGGAGACGCCGCUUAGUUUGUCCAAUGUGGUACUGUCCAAGGACAUGGACAACAAGGAUGCCCAGGCACGUCUCUGUGUGCUGCAGGGCAACAACAACGACGAUGAUGAGCCCAUGGGCACGCUGUGCAAGUGCGCCCACUCCGCGCUGACCGACAUGCUGCCCGCCACCAAGAUCACGCCCGUUCUGGCGGACAUCCUUCAGCAGGAGCGAGCCGAGUCGCUGUCCAAGGCCAAGGCCGUGCUGGAGUUUGUGCUGUGGGGUCCCUCGGAUGUGGCGCUCACGGGUUCUGUGAAGGAGCGGGAACUGGCUCUGCAACGCUGGCUGGAUCUGGAAAGGGCCACGGUGCUUCACGGACUAGUGCGCACCCGGGUGGAGUUGACCGUGUACGACGAGUGUCAUCUGAUGUUCCUCGUCCGCUCCACGGCCAAGAUGAUGAACGAUGCGGCCAAGAUCGUGUGCAGCUACCAGCAGCAGGCAGCUGCCAGCGGACCGGCCAGCCAGGAUUAGUUCCAGAUAGAUGUUCUUCUAGUUAAACCCGAACACAACACAAGGCUAAAGGAAUUAUCUUAACCAUACUAUACGAAUACGAAACUGUCAUAGACACUUAGUCCAUAGCGUCAACGAAUGAAACAUAUAUAAAUAUAUUCUCAAUCGCCCCAUUUACGCAUAAAAUACAUAUAUAUAAUAUAUAUAUAUCUAUAUAUCUUUGCCCAGCGUGCCAAAUUGUUUCGCGCGGAAAUUGUCAUGUAAAAAUAUAUGCCUAUAUCAAGCGAUUUGUGCAACUUUAAUUAAUUUGUAAUCUACUUGUAAGUCACCUAAUAUAAACGAAUAUAUUUAUACUUUCCUGUAAGCGUACAUACGUUUGUAUACUUUAUCGGAUUGCAAUCAACUAUUAUAUAUGAGAGAGUAUGCCAACAAUUUGAUUAGCAAAACGAAACAAAACUCUUUGGUGUUUGAACAAAUACUUAUACAUAUAAAUAUAUAUGGUAAACCUAAACAAAAUACAGUCUAAAUAAAUGGAAACCUAUAAGCA
Messenger RNA from Drosophila kikkawai, 6702 nucleotides. Its product is annotated as streptococcal hemagglutinin. NCBI's taxonomy places the organism in Eukaryota, Metazoa, Arthropoda, Insecta, Diptera, Drosophilidae. The record is from RefSeq and is a predicted model, not a curated record.